Colletotrichum phormii is the source of this 1857-nucleotide messenger RNA. RefSeq names its product WD40-repeat-containing domain protein. Gene Ontology annotation, cellular component: transcription factor TFIID complex. The coding region runs from base 1 to 1857 and encodes 618 amino acids. Gene Ontology annotation, biological process: transcription initiation at RNA polymerase II promoter. The record is from RefSeq and is a predicted model, not a curated record. Gene Ontology annotation, molecular function: RNA polymerase II general transcription initiation factor activity; protein binding. The transcript is spliced from 2 exons. Lineage: Eukaryota; Fungi; Ascomycota; Sordariomycetes; Glomerellales; Glomerellaceae.
AUGUCAGAACUCGGCUCCUCAGCAGCAGCAACGCCUCUCCCCGAACCCCCUCCAAAACGUCGCAAAGUCGUCGCCGCACAUAGCACAUCCGCGACACCACGAUCAAGCUCACCAGAUGAGCUCAACGACACCACAGUCACCACCACCUCCGCCACAGCAGCAGUAGCAGCAGCAGCAGCAGCAGCAGCAGCCGCGAAGAAAACCACCGCGACGACGACAACGAGAACGAAGAAGCAGCGGUCCAGCACGUCACGUCGCCUGUCCACCAACCGCGGCCGCCCCAGCAUGACACCUAGCAGGUCUCCUAGCGAGGACGAGCUCAACGAGGCGGCAUACUACUCUCGCUCCUCACACUCCAAAUCCCGAUCGCGUUCGCACUCGAGGUCGCGGUCGCGAUCGCGCACACCGAGAUCGGCGACCGCCUCGCCCUCGCGCUCACGCAGCGAUGACGACGACGAAGACGACUCCCGCGCAGGAUCACGAUCGCCCGCGUCCACAUCGGGCGGGGGGAGUUCACCGCGCAGUCUCUCAGGCGCCGUCGACCGCAGGCUACGGCUCUCCUCAACCAACGGUGGCGCAGAUACCGGCGCGACAGUAACGACACCCGUAACACCCGGACCCGUGAAGAGGGGCCCCGUGAGGCCGCGGUACGAGGAGAAAAGGGUGCUGAGCGGACACGCGGGGAGCCCCGUCUCGCAGGUACGGAUAUCGCCCGACGGCCGUUGGAUCGCGAGCGCCUCGGCCGACGGCACCGUCAAGACGUGGGACGCGGCCACGGGGGAGCACAUGGACACGCUGGUGGGCCACAUGGCGGGCGUGAGCUGCGUGGCGUGGAGCCCCAACAGCGAGAGCCUGGCGACGGGGUCCGACGACAAGUCGAUUCGUCUCUGGGACCGGGUGACGGGCCGGCCAAAGGUCACUGCCAAGGGCGUGGGCCACAUGGCCAAGGACGACGCGGCGCCUGCGGCUCAUCCCAUGCCGCCGCUGCGGGGGCAUCAUAAUUAUGUCAUGUGUCUUGCCUUCUCGCCAAGGGGAAAUAUCCUCGCUUCGGGAUCCUACGAUGAGGCUGUGUUUCUGUGGGAUGUGCGGGCGGGUCGUUUGAUGCGUAGUUUACCGGCGCAUAGCGACCCGGUCAGCGGCAUCGACUUUUCCUGCGACGGCACGUUGGUCGUGAGUUGCUCCACCGAUGGUCUCAUUCGCAUAUGGGACACUUACACAGGCCAAUGCCUCCGCACCCUAGUCCACGAAGACAACCCCGCCGUAACGUCCGUCUGCUUCGCGCCCAACGGUCGCUUCGUCCUCGCCUUCAACCUCGACAACAGCAUCCGCCUCUGGGACUACGUCGCCGGCUCCGUGAAGAAGACGUACCAGGGCCACGCCAACAACCGCUUCGCUAUCGGCGGCUGCUUCGGUCUCGUCCCCGGCGAAGGCGCCUUCAUCGCCUCGGCCAGCGAGGACGGCGAGAUUGUGCUAUGGGAUGUUGUUACGAAGGAGGUUGUCCAGCGGAUUCCCACGCACAAGAAGGAUUCUUCUUCGCACCGGGGGGGAGGAGGAGGCAAGGGUGCCAGCGUGUGUUUCUGGGUUGAAGUUCAUGGGGACGUCAUGGUUUCGGCGGGGCAGGACGGGCGGAUACGCAUCUUUAAGAGGGCGUUGAGCGAAGGGGAGGUUGGUGGUGCUGAGGCCGUUGCUGCUGCUGCCGCUGUUGCUGCUGAUGGUACUGAGACGAAUGGAGCGGAGAAAACGCUGACGAAUGGUCACACAAAUGGUGAGGAGGCCAGAGGAGAAGAAGUCGCGCAUAUCAAUGGCACGGAACCGCCAAUAAAGCAGGAAGAGGACGUGGAUAUGGCUGGUGUAUGA